Messenger RNA from Brassica oleracea var. oleracea, 1444 nucleotides. RefSeq names its product CBL-interacting serine/threonine-protein kinase 22-like. The transcript has a single exon. Lineage: Eukaryota; Viridiplantae; Streptophyta; Magnoliopsida; Brassicales; Brassicaceae. Gene Ontology annotation, molecular function: ATP binding; protein kinase activity. Bases 1 to 1293 code for a protein of 430 amino acids. Gene Ontology annotation, biological process: protein phosphorylation; signal transduction. The record is from RefSeq and is a predicted model, not a curated record.
AUGGCCGAAGAAGACUCUUCCGACUCCAUCAUCGUCAACGUCGACGGAGAUGACAACAAAUCAGCGUUAUUCGGCAAGUACGACAUCAAGAAGCAUCUCGGCAGCGGCGCGUUUGCCAAAGUCUACGAAGCGGAGGAUCUGCACAACAAGGGCCAAAGCGUUGCGAUCAAAGUCGUCCAAAAGAAGCGUUUGAAAGACGGACUCACGGCGCACGUCAAGAGAGAGAUCUCCGUCAUGCGCCGCCUCCGCAACCCUCACAUCGUCCUCCUCUCCGAAGUCCUCGCCACCAAGACGAAGAUCUACUUCGUCAUGGAGCUAGCCCAAGGCGGCGAGCUCUUCUCCAGAGUCUCGAGCAACCGUUUCACGGAGAGUCUCAGCCGGAAGUAUUUCCGCCAGCUGAUCUCCGCCGUGAGGUACUGCCACGCGAGAGGCGUUUUCCACCGCGAUUUGAAACCGGAGAAUCUCCUCCUCGACGAGAGGCGAGACCUUAAGGUUUCUGACUUCGGUCUGAGCGCGAUGAAAGAGCAGAUCAAAGCCGACGGGAUGCUCCACACGCUUUGUGGAACUCCUGCUUACGUGGCGCCGGAGCUUCUCACGAAGAAAGGCUACGACGGUUCCAAGGCGGACAUAUGGUCGUGCGGCGUCGUUUUGUUCCUUCUAAACGCCGGUUACUUGCCCUUUAGAGAUCCCAACAUCUCCGGACUGUACCGGAAAAUUCGCAUGGCGCAAUACAGAAUGCCGGAGUGGACUUCUUCCGGUCUCCGACAUAUCCUCAGCCGCCUCUUGGAGCCUGAUCCGGAGAAACGGAUCACCGUUGAGGAGAUUCUAAAGGAUCCAUGGUUCAACCACGGCGUAGAUCCGAGUGAGAUGAUAGGUAUGCAAGCAGACGAUUACGACCUAGAAGAAAGCGGGAAGAAACUAAACGCCUUCGAGUUGAUUGCGUCUUCAUCGACAGCUAACCUCGCAGGUUUGUUCGGAAACUUUGUGACGCCGGAUCAUUGUGAUCAGUUUAUCUCCGAUGAGAAUCCGGCGGAGAUUAUGGUUAAGGUUGUGGAGGUUGCGAAGAAGAUGAAUCUGAGGAUUGCGAAGAAGAAAGAGAGAGCGGUGAAGCUGGAAGGGCCACAAGGAGUAGCUAAUAUCGUAGUUAAGAUUCGGAGACUAACGGAUGAGUUAGUGAUGGUGGAGAUGAAGAACAAGCAAAGAGACGUUGGGAUAGUUUGGGCUGAUGAGCUUAGGCAAAAGCUACGUCGUUUGAUUAACCAACCGGUUAAUAGGGUUCCUGACAAACCGUAAGAAUGGUUAUUAUAUAAAACCAAUAUACUCGGAUUUUUCGAAGUAUUCCAUUCGUGAGGUUUAACAGUUGAAAAAGAGACUCAGUUUUAAUUUUUAAAAUUCAUUGAGGAUUCGAUAAGCAUUAUGGUGAACCGGUUCGGUUUGCAUUGGA